AUGCUUGCGUGGUUGUUUCUCCUUCUAAACCUUCUUAACUUUGCACUGGGUGCUCCGUGGCAGGGAAUCCGCCAGAAGCCACUUGCUUGCCAGGAUCGCUUCUCAGAUGACGACCUUCUCGAACCCCUCCACGACAGAUGCUACACCCAACGCUACAAUCCAGGACCAUGUCAUCGAGAGGAGAUGCUAGUGCCCUAUGAUUCUUGCGCAAUCGUAGGCCCAUCAACAAUUGAGGUCCUCGACUCGCGCAAACCACAUGGCCAUUUCCCUGGACAGCGCUUCGCGCCAUUGAUGAGCGGGGAAAAGACCUGUACUCUCGCGAUUGAGAUUCCUGCCAUGCCAGAAGGUCAGUAUGCUCAGGGCUCGACUACUAUGGAGGUUUGGGUUUGGGCGGUCGAUCGCCCUGAGAAGCCGACGUGGGAUGACCAGCCCGACAAGGACCAGACUGUUGGAAAGGCCACCUUUCCUACGUGGGAAGUGCAACAGGGUUGGUUGCAGCGAUUUAUGCCUCUUGACUGUGAAAAGCAGAUGAGCUACAUGGUCGAGCUGAGCCUUCCCAAGGGCGAUGGGGAUGUGCGCUUUUGGAAUCAGUUAAUGGGGAAACAAGGGGCGCCACCAAUUGGCUGGAGAAUGCUUCAGGGCGGAUGUUAG
Messenger RNA from Aspergillus nomiae NRRL 13137, 651 nucleotides. RefSeq lists its product as uncharacterized. The record is from RefSeq and is a predicted model, not a curated record. The coding region runs from base 1 to 651 and encodes 216 amino acids. NCBI's taxonomy places the organism in Eukaryota, Fungi, Ascomycota, Eurotiomycetes, Eurotiales, Aspergillaceae. The transcript is spliced from 3 exons.